This is a messenger RNA of Daphnia pulex (common water flea), 2148 nucleotides long. RefSeq lists its product as uncharacterized. Bases 369 to 2033 code for a protein of 554 amino acids. The transcript has 9 exons. Gene Ontology annotation, cellular component: nucleus. Gene Ontology annotation, molecular function: DNA binding. The record is from RefSeq and is a predicted model, not a curated record. Lineage: Eukaryota; Metazoa; Arthropoda; Branchiopoda; Diplostraca; Daphniidae.
ACGCAACUGGCCUAUUUCCAAUUUGUCCCAUAGCUGAUCGUUGCUAGAGCUGCAGGGCAGUGUAAUCACCUGGGCCCCGACGUAAGCUGGAGUUGGAGGAGCCAGACACCAUGACCCAUGACGUAAUCUACCAUUAAGAUUCAAAAUUAUUCUUUCUCGACCUUGAAAUGGGGCAGAAAGUGUGGACGAGUUUUAGAAGGACGGCGUUGGAUUUCAGUUCAAAGACCUUGAGAGAAUGCUGUUGUGCAGUCACGAUGACUUGACUGCCAGUCCGCACUCAAAAGUUUCAAGUCACUACUAUUAUUGUUGCCGUCUGAGUGUCGUUCAUCCAUGAAUUUAGUUCGAAAGAGACCAUUACCUAAAUCACGAUGGCCGAUGCAGUUCAGCAAUCACGCUUCAGGCUGACAUCAACAUCAGUGCCAAAGACUCGCCUAGGAUUGUCCCUCGCCGAACGGAUUAAAGUGAUUGAAGCUCGACAAAUGGGAAAAUCAAUGCGGCAGUUGGCUACUCAAUUUGGAUGUGGCAAAACUCAAAUUCUCAACACUUUGACGCAAAAGGAUAGAUACAUUCACGAAUGGGAAGUUAUGGGUCGCAAUAAUCCUUCAAUUGGUGCCCGCAAGCGCUUUCGACAUUCACGUAAUGAACAGAUAAACCGGUCUGUCCAUGAUUGGUAUCAGCAGCAGACAGCCAGCGGUCUCCGAGUCACGGGGCCCAUGCUGCAAAAGCAAGCCAGGCAUUAUGCAACUCUCUUGGAAAUCUCAAACUUCGGAGCAAGCAAUGGUUGGCUAGCUAAUUUCCGAAGAUUUUAUAACAUCAUCAGUAGCUCUCCACAUCCAAGAAAACAGAAUCUUAGCAUCACUUUCCAUCAAUAUCACCCCAAUGAUAAAAGCAAGGAUUGCACUAACCAAGCAACCAGCUCAUCAAAUUAUCAUCAGCACGAGUUUGUAACGGUAGUGCCAGAGCAUGAAACGAGUGAUAGAACUUCUUCCAGGUUUCUUAAAACUGCUGAAGUUGAUCCUCUAGUAGAUGCAAGCCUACAACAGGCACAACAACCUUUGGAAUUAACUUGCAACAACAUUAGACAGUGUAGAUCUAAAACAACAAAUCACCAUCUGCUUAAUCCAAUAAUGUAUUCUAUUCCAUCCCCAAAUUCAACAUCACCGGAAGAAUGUUCAGGGAAAGAAGAGACCAUUCCGCAACGUGAUAAAUAUGUGAGCUCGUCACCGACUAUCAACCAUCGGAAGCGCCGUCUUCUUCAGUUGCACGAGGCUGAUCGAAUCGCAGUUUCCUCAAAAGAAAUCAUACCUGAAAUUUCCAAUGAUGAAGUACAAAUACUAAAAGAAAGGAGAAUACCGAAAUUGGUGCCCAUUAUGCCAGCUGCAGAUUACCUAACGGAAUUUGCAAAUCUGGCUCGUGCAAAAGGUUUGCUCACGUUAACUUUGAAAGACGAUUGCGGUCAAGACUGGGUGGAGAUUCGACAGUCAGUCGCAUUCUACCGAGUCCCGAAACACGGUUACCCCACACACUUAACCCGGUUGAUUGUCAACUCUAGUCUCCAAUACUUCCUUGAAGUGCUUGGCCAUUGCAUUCGAAAUGGAUCUCUUCGUUACAAUGACAACAGCUACGGUCUCAAUUAUCAAGAAGCCACGUCAAUUUUAAGUGCUGUUAACGGAGACUACAUUGUCUGUGCGGGAGUCGAAUCUAUUUCACAUAGAACGGCUGGUGACUCAAACAUGAAAGGCGUACAGGAUUUCGGAAAUCUAAAAAAUAUGUACUUGACUCUGCCGGAUAACAAGUACAGAUCAAACGAGUGCGCCAAGUGGAUUGAUUAUCGUUUUGGACCGAAAUGCUCAGCAUGCGAACAAGCGGCGCUUGAAUUUUCUUCUGUUCCAAUGGAUUUGCGUCGCAUGCCAUCACCAAAUUGCAAGUCAGCCAACAGGUUCGCCACAAAACCAGCAGUCGAUAGCUCAAAUAUGCUAAGGGUGCUGACAACUUCAUGGAAUCUUAAAGCUAACCUGCACCACGUCCGAUAAACUUCAGCGGCUCGUUUCACACAGAACGUCCAAGUAUACAACAGCGCAAUGAUGAAUUGGAAUUGAUCCAUUGUAAGCAUUCUUUUGUUUAUUACUAUAUAUUUUUUAAUCGUUA